Molecule: messenger RNA, 500 nt
Organism: Nipponia nippon (crested ibis)
Lineage: Eukaryota; Metazoa; Chordata; Aves; Pelecaniformes; Threskiornithidae
Source: RefSeq, a predicted model, not a curated record
CCCAUCUUUCUGAUGGGCAUGAGGUACUACUUCAGUAGAAAAGUUAUCCUCCACUAUCUCGAUUGUGCGCUGCAUACGGACAUGUCCGAUAUUGAGCAAUAUUACAUGAAACCGCCAGGCUCCUGCUUCUGGGUCGCCGUCCUGGACGGCAACGUGGUGGGGAUCGUGGCGGCGCGGGGCAACGAGGAGGACAACACGGUGGAGCUGCGCCGCAUGUCCGUCGACUCCAACUACCGCGGCAAAGGGAUCGCCAAGGCCCUGGGCCGCAAAGUGCUGGAGUUUGCCGUGCUCAACAACUACUCCUCCGUCGUGCUGGGAACCACGGCCGUGAAGAUGGCAGCCCACAAGCUCUACGAGUCCUUGGGGUUCAAGCACGUGGGUGUCGUCGAACAUUACGCCCUGCCAGGGAUGACGCGCUCCUUACUGGAGAGAAUGUUUUUCCAGCUCCGCUACCACCGCUACCGCCUGCAGCUGCGGGAAGAAUAAAAAAAACCCAACCA